ACCUUGUUUGGGCUACAGGUUUCAUGUUCUUGAUCUCUUGGCGUGGUUAUUGGCAAGAAUUGAUCGAGACAUUAGCUUGGGCUCAUGAACGUACUCCAUUAGCUAAUCUUGUGCGUUGGAAAGAUAAACCAGUAGCUCUUUCUAUUGUGCAAGCUAGAUUAGUAGGAUUAGCUCAUUUCUCUGUAGGUUAUGUAUUUACCUAUGCUGCUUUCCUAAUUGCAUCUACCUCAGGUAAAUUCGGUUAAGGAUAUGUCAACAUCAUAACUGCU
Molecule: messenger RNA, 269 nt
Organism: Closterium sp. NIES-67
Lineage: Eukaryota; Viridiplantae; Streptophyta; Zygnematophyceae; Desmidiales; Closteriaceae
Source: the annotation of a GenBank genome assembly